Messenger RNA from Zingiber officinale, 1515 nucleotides. RefSeq names its product zinc finger MYM-type protein 1-like. Bases 1 to 1515 code for a protein of 504 amino acids. The record is from RefSeq and is a predicted model, not a curated record. Lineage: Eukaryota; Viridiplantae; Streptophyta; Magnoliopsida; Zingiberales; Zingiberaceae. The transcript is spliced from 5 exons.
AUGGGGACUGUGAAUAGUUGUCACAAUGAAGCUAGAAUACAAUUUGAGGCUUUUCAAGAUCAAAGGCAUAGUGUGGGGAAUAUUUUACCAGUACAUAGUCGCGAUAUGGAAAUUGAUUAUCGGACUCGUUUAACAGCAAUGUUGGAUGUGACACGCUUUCUAUUGAAGCAAGGGUUGCCCUUUCGUGGACACGAUGAGUCAACUAGUUCUUCAAAUAGAGAUAUUACACUUGCUAUAAUCAAUGAUAUUGGAGAUAAAUUCUUUUCUUUGAUGGUUGAUGAGGCUAGGGACAGUUCAGUGAAGGAGCAUAUGGGAGUUGUUUUGAGAUAUGUGAAUAAAAAAGGAUGUGUGAUUCAACGAUUUCUUGCAGUUGUGCAUGUGCCUGACACCAGUUCUCAUUCUUUGAAAAUGGCUAUUGAUGCUUUAUUAGUGCAACAUGGUUUAUCAUUAUCUAGAUUGAGAGGCCAAGGAUAUGAUGGAGCUUCAAAUAUGCGUGGUGAGUUCAAUGGAUUGAAAUCUCUGAUACUACAAGAAAAUCCAUUUGCAAUGUAUGUUCACUGUUUCUCUCACCAGCUCCAAUUAGUUCUUGUUGCUGUUGCCCAUGAUAAUUUUACUGUGAGUGAAUUUUUUGGGUAUAUCACUAUGAUUGUGAAUAUAUCUGGAGCAUCUUGUAAGAGGAGAGAUCAACUUAGAAAGAUUCAACAUGAUAAAAUAAUUGCUGAAUUGGAAAGUGGAGAAAUUACUAGUGGAAAAGGAAAAAAUCAAGAAACUAGUUUAGCAAGACCUGGAGAUACUCGUUGGGGCUCACACUACUUAACAUUACUUCGUUUAUGCUCUAUGUGGUCCUCAGUGAUAGAAGUGUUAGGAAAUGUAUAUGAUGACGCCUCUUAUUCUGCAAAUAAAGGUGUUGCCGCAGGUUUAAUUGAGAAGAUGGAGAGUUAUCAAUUUGUUUUUGUGUUACAUUUGAUGAAGUAUAUAUUGGGAAUUACAAAUGAGUUAUCACUUUCCUUACAACAAGGGGAUCAAAAUAUUGUUCAAACCAUGUCCUUGGUUAGAAGUGUGAAAUGUCGACUACAAGACUUCAGGGAAGAUGGAUGGCAGAUAAUUUUGGAACAAGUUAACACAUUUUGUGAAUUGAAUAUGAUUCCAAUACUUGAUAUGGAGGACAACAUGCUAACUCGUGGUCAUGGUAGGCGUAGAGGGCAGCUCAUCACCAAUUUUCAUCAUUAUCGUGUGGAGAUUUUUUUGUCAGAGUUGGCAUUAGUUUUACCAGUUGCAACUGCUUCGGUUGAACGAGUGUUUUCUGCAAUGAAGACUGUGAAGACUGAUUUACGCAAUAGAAUGGGAGAUGAAUGGAUGAAUGACAGUCUAAAUCCAAUUGCCUCCUCUUGUACCGACUUGUCAGUCGUCGCAGACUUCUGUGCCAACCCGGAAAUGAAGCUCACCUAUGGAAGAAAGGUUAUGGAGAAUCGGUCUAGUAUUAAGUGGGACAAGGGAAAGGCUCUCGAGUUCUAG